CCGUCGCCGUCGCCGUCGUUGUCGUUGUCGUUGUCGUUGUCGUGUCCUCGCUAUCGUCGUCGUUGUCGCCGAGUGCGUGGUCGUCGUCGUCACCGUCAGGCCCUCUUCUCGUCGUGCAUGCAGUGCACACGGCACCACCACGUCUACUAAUAAAAUAUAUAGUAUACCCUGCUUUUUCUCUCCCACUCUCUGCUGUUUUUUCUCCCUUGGGUUCUCCCUGUGUUCGUCUCUCCUCUAGUCCCGCUCGAUGGUAGCUGUCCCGUCCCAGCCGCCUGCCCGCCCUCCGGCCUUGAAUGAAGCAACAAAGCGCUCGACAACAACAUGGCAGGAGGACCUUCAGUCGCUCUUCCAUCGUGCAAAGGACCGCUUCCCCGAUGUCGUCUGGGAUCUUCUCGACGAAGAUGCCAUGGACGACGGCACCAACACCAACACCGAGGAGGUCUGGGGGCACAAAGCUAUUGUCUAUGCUCGAGCACCGCCGACCUUUCAGGCCCGAUAUUUCUCCUUCCGCCCUGCGCCUGUCGCCUCCCCGAUCCCUUAUGCUGCCUCGCCGACACCGUCCUUGCCAAUGCCAACAACGUCAGCACUCUCCCUUAACCUCGGCGUUGAGUUCCCGUACCCGGCCUCCAUGCGGUCUGUGUCGCCUUCCCAUUUCCGGCCUAUCUCCCCAGCGUCAUCCAUGGUCGGCGCACUCACGCGCAUAUCACUCAGCCAUAAUCCUGCCCUGUUCUCUAAUGAGCUUGAAUAUCUGUAUACCGGGAAGGGCUUCGGCGACGCGUUUGAGUUCCUGUUCGAUGCGAAUGAGAAAGGUCCGGAAGGCGAUACCGAUGUGGAGGAGGCGCGCAUCGAUAAGCUUCGGAAAGACCUCGUCUUCAUGUGGAGGUCUCGUCUCUACUCGGACGUGAGAAUUGAGCUGCACAACGACAUGCCUGUCAUUGACAACUCUGCAACCGAGAAUGAAGAAGAAACGAGACCCGUCUUUUCCUCUCAUCGAUUCGUCCUCGUAACUCGUUCUCCUUAUUUCUACGACCAGUUGAUUACUUAUGGCGUUAAGAAUGCCCCUCCGCCCGGCGAGCUUACAACUCUUCGUCUCCCUUCUCCUCCCUUCACUGCUCCUGCUCUUCACUUUACUCUAGGAUAUCUAUAUACUGGUACACUCCACUUCAGCAAUCGCUCAUAUGACUUGGACACUGCCUUUGCGAUACUUUCUUCUGCAAAUUACCUUCAGCUGCAGCCGCUGUAUGACGAGGUGCAGGCUCGCCUCGUGCAGGAGAUGCUCCACGGGCUCUUCCAUGCCUUUCUCGAGUUUGCAGAGUACGAACGUAUAACUGGAGGUCGAUGGGGCACGGGUGGGUGUCGGUGUCGCCAAUGUGCACGUCGGGCCCCACGUACUCUCCUCUUUGCUGUUCGUCCGGACGUCCAGAAUACAUACCUUGAGCGAGGUGCUCGACGUGCGUUGGUAGGCCUCUUUGGUGAGGGCUGGUGUAAUGGCGACUUUGCUGGGCUCCCACAGAAAACAAAAGAUGGACUCAUGACUGGCUUGAAAAAACGUGUAGUCCCGCAGAACGUUUUUCCUCUGCUCUUCGCAGCGCACACAGCGCUGGCGAAGCUCAUCUCGUUACGUGACGCGUGGGUAGAUGGCGUGCGAGAGAUGAUCACGACAGCUCGAGGCUUCGUGGAUACCGUGCUUUGUAAUGAGGCGGAGAAGUGCUUUAAUGAGCGAGAAUGGGUUGACAUUAUGGAAAAUGAUGGAAUGGGUCGCUUUGAGGAUGGUGAACGCGUUGAAUGGGUUAUGGAAGCCGUUCGAAGAGGGAUGUCUGAGUCGAAUGCUGGAAUGCUUUACCAGACGCUGGUUUCUGCAAUUCUUAUCCGUCCAAACCCUAACGAACCGACCGAAAGCCUUUUGUCAGGCACCUCUCAGAUCCGUGUGCAAGUUGAACAGACUCGCAUGGACCUCCUCCGAUGGAUGCGGCGGCGCUGGGCCGGUAUCCGGAAUGAAGGUGGCUUCGAUUCGUUGGAAAGCUGGGCGAUCAAGGAGAUAAGUGAUGAGAUCAACAUACCGGUUGAGGACCUUCUAACGCCGACCGCGAAUGGGGCCGCAACUUUACGGGCUCCGCUCACACGAACGGGGCUUCGGCCUACGCUGAGCAGAGUGGAAGAUACGUCGGAACGCGAGAGUGUCGCUACGGCGCACUCGCUACGGGCGAGUGUGCUGAAUAAGAACCAUGGACGGGGCAAUGGGCCUGUUGUCGCAUCUUCGGGGGCAUCUGUGAGAAGUGUAGCUCGGAGCGUAGCUUCGACAACGAGCCGUGCGUCGUCGCGUUUGACAACUGCGACAGAACGUGAGCGGAAAGAGAGUAGGCCGGAUUCAAAAUUGGCACCGUCGUCAUCGCGAAGUACGAGCUUCAGCACAAACGCUGGUGCGCCUAUUCAGAGAGCGUCGAGUUCGCUUUCGUAUACGUCUGGGAUGGACGUGGAUGGAGAAGGUGACGGGGCGCCGUCGUCGAGUGUAAGAGUGAAGAGCCCAGCACCCGCGCGUUCGGGGGCGUCGUCUUCGACAUCGAUUCGACGACCUAUUGUAGCAGCUCGCUCUUCCCCUCGUAUUGGCGGGAAAGACACGACCGACUCUGCCAGUGCCCUGAGUAUAAAUCAGCUGAACGUCGUUUCUGUGCAGAGACCAAAAUCAUCUGCUGCCUCCGUAACGUCUACUCGCUCACACGCAUCCACAAUUCGAAGAAAUGCUGCCGCUACAGGACAGAACAACACUCUCCGACCGUCUCCUCAGCCCGCCCGACCGACGUCGUCACUCUCAAAUGUAUCGGUUUCAAGUAGCAGAAGUGCAACCUCGACGCGCGAAACUAAGUUCAGGACGCCUGUCGACUCGGCAUCGGUUCGAUCGAGGAAGAUCUCAACGACAUCGACUGCGUCGGUUCGGAGUACAGCUGCAUCCACUAAGUCACCGAAAACGCCUGCGCCUACGCUGCCGAAAGGACGGCCGCGGCGCGCGUCUGAAACGACUGCAUCUUCGGCAACUGUGUCAUCACGCAUGCGAAAGGUGUCGCCAAAUACAACUUCAUCAACCGCCGGAGCAACAACGAGGUCCCCGGCAAACAAAACCCCGACUCUCCGGAAGUCGCCCUCAGCGAGUUCAAUAAAAUCAACUGCAUCUGCUGCGACAGCCGGGAAGAAAACGAGUACAAUGAAGAAAUCUUCUGGGACGACAGAUGAGAAGAAGACGGUGACCGCGAGACAACGUCCCGGGUCGAAUAAGCCGUUACCGAAGAUGCCGUCGAAGGAGAAUAUCGAUCCUGAAGAUCCGCCGAACACAGCUAGCACGCUAACGAUCCGAGAAAAAGGGAAGGGAAGGGCGGAUGCUAUUAUUGCUGCGGAUAGGAAGUCAUUACGGUUGAGUGAUAACGGUUCCAGUACGACUCGCGCGACGUUAAGGCGCAAGGAGUCCAAUGAUACGAUUACAUUGAAUCAAGCGCCAGCAGGAGGUGCGACUGUAAAGGCAGAGUCAACAACAGGGGAGACAGUUAUGCCACAACCCCGUGGAGCGACACUGGAUAUCGGCAUCCCGUGUAUUAUCACGUCAAAGCGGAAACGUUUCCGAGCGUUUGCGCGUUACAUUGGUGAGGUGGAGGGCGAGCGUGGGCCGUGGGUGGGCGUAGAGGUACCCGUUGGUGAGUCCUGGGUGGACGACCAGAAUGAUGGACGUCAAUGGAACGAUGGGUCGUGGGGCGGUGUGCGUUACUUUGAUGUCGGCUCACAAGCUUCGGAAUGGGGUGAUGACGAGCGGUUAAGCCGAAGACGGCGCAUGGGGGACCUGACGAAUGGAGGGUAUGGAAGUACGAUAAGUGCGUGGAAGGGCACGAAGCGCGAGGGUGAGCAGUUAAGCGUGGAUCGUAAGAAACGAUUCCGGAGUGCAUCACCAUCGGUUUCUGAAGUCUCAAAUGCGGAGUACAGAGGAUUGUUCGUGAGACCGCAGCAGGUGCUGUAUGUUGUUGAUGCUGUCGGUUCGGACCUGUGAAGUGAACCCCGCGCGGAACAGUUUUCAAAUUUCAUAUGUUUUGUGUUCUUUGGAUCUCCCCCCCUUUUUUCUUAGUCCACUUUCUUAUUCCAAAUGUCAUUGUCUACUUCUGUUUUACUCGUUUAUCAUACUCACAUGAAUAGUCGCUCCUUGUGCAUGGGCAGAUGCACGCGCAGACGCAAACGCACAUUGCCCAUACAUUAUUAUCAUCGCUUUGAAAUUGGAAUUAAAAUCACUCGCUCCUUGAUUUUUCAUAUUCCCCCCCCCCCCCUCAUCUACUCGAAUGACCGGAUCUCGUUUCUUUGCUUCUGGCUUUGACCCAUGGAUCGCAGCCUUCAUCAUCCUGCAGAACUCUCAGUGUUUACCCUUCUUACUCUGUC
Fomitiporia mediterranea MF3/22 is the source of this 4410-nucleotide messenger RNA. RefSeq lists its product as uncharacterized. The record is from RefSeq and is a predicted model, not a curated record. Lineage: Eukaryota; Fungi; Basidiomycota; Agaricomycetes; Hymenochaetales; Hymenochaetaceae. Gene Ontology annotation, molecular function: protein binding. Bases 248 to 4030 code for a protein of 1260 amino acids. The transcript has 4 exons.